Lutzomyia longipalpis is the source of this 1750-nucleotide messenger RNA. RefSeq lists its product as uncharacterized. Gene Ontology annotation, cellular component: lipid droplet. The coding region runs from base 390 to 1391 and encodes 333 amino acids. The record is from RefSeq and is a predicted model, not a curated record. NCBI's taxonomy places the organism in Eukaryota, Metazoa, Arthropoda, Insecta, Diptera, Psychodidae. The transcript has 5 exons. Gene Ontology annotation, molecular function: oxidoreductase activity, acting on the CH-OH group of donors, NAD or NADP as acceptor.
UCCAUAAUAGAGGUAUAAAAUACUUAUAUACACGGAAAAGCUGUUGAGAUCAACUAUGAUCUUUUUUGUGUGUCUGGUUUUAUAAUUUCUUUUGCUUCAUACAUUUAAUGAAAUUGCUGCUAUACCAGGCAUAUUAUGUAGGUACAUAUAGUGCUUUUCACGAUUAGUCACCUCGGUCACCUCAAGAUAAUUUAAUCUCCAUUGCCUAUUGCAUUGGAAUUUUCGCAACUCCACAUUUCCAGUUGGAAAUUUCUAUCUGGCAGAGUAGCACAGACAACACAUCGAGAUCAUUCUCCUGUUGGGUCUCUUGGUGAAAUGUGUGUUUGGGCUCUGGGUUUCAAAUAAGAAAGUUUUUGUGCGUUUGCAAUAAGCGAGAAAAGUACGCAGAAAUGGAAGACAUUGGGAAAAUCGGUGUAGAAGAAUAUCAUCCAUCAGACUAUGUACAAUUGAGUGAUUUUAAGAUGAUGUUUAAUUUUACAUUGAGUGCCUGCCGAAUUUUUUAUUAUGGCAUCGUGGCGAUUGUAAGUCAUAUUUUGGGUUUCUUUAGCAUCACAAGCAAAGAUAACUCAUACCCACUUGUUGGGAAAGUGGCCCUCGUGACAGGAGCAGGGAAUGGUUUUGGGCGAUCCUUGGGAAUAAUGUUGGCGGCUGAGGGAUGCCACGUGGCCGUAGUGGACAUCGACGGGGAUGCUGCAGAAGAGACUGCUGCUAAACUGCGGUCCAUGGACGUGAAAUCAGUAGCCUAUAAGGUGGACGUGAGUGACAGUGCACAGGUGGAGAAGUUGCACGAUGAUGUGGUCGAAGACCUGGGUGUUGUGGAUAUUUUAGUCAAUAACGCCGCAAUUCUGCCUCUGAUGUCAUUCCGUGAAGGUACUCCAACUGAUAUUGAGAGGAUCGUCAAAGUAAAUUUGUUGUCGCACUUUUGGACUACAAGAACUUUCCUCGGUGACAUGAUAAAGCAGAAAUGUGGCCACAUUGUGGCUGUUUGUUCUGGAUAUGGUCUCUAUCCCGGAGGUAGAUCAGUCACAUAUUCAGCAAGUAAAUUCGGGGUACGUGGCUUUAUGGCGAGCCUCAGCGAAGAACUCAUGUACAAUGAUCAUGACUUCAUAAAAACCACCACAAUUUUCCCACUUCUGAUGUCCACACGAAAAGAGGUGUCCGAUUUGUGGGUGAAACUCAAAAUGGCGGAUAGAAUGAUGUGCUUAUCGCCAAAUUAUGCGGCUUUCCACGCAGUGCAGGCAAUCAAAAAUCGAAGUGAAUUAAUUAGUUUACCAAAGGGUUUGGUGACAUACAUGGCACUCUCAUCACUUUUUCCAGCAUCUCUUAGAAAGAAGGUUAUUCUUCAAUUUAUGGAUGGGAAAAUUCCACAAGUCCACCCGAAUCAUUGUUAAUAUGGAAAGCUAUUCAUUGAUUUAAUUUGGUGGAUUUAGUCUGAUGUGGUGGAUUUAUUUUCGAAUAAGGGACGUAUUUCCCUGUAUUCAUUGUGAUGGGUUAAAUGCAGAUUGCUUAUCAAGUGAAUUAUAGAGCUAUAAAAAGUAAACAAAGCAAAACAUUGUAGGUUUUAUGUAAAUAUGAAAAAAUUAAUGGUAAUAAAAUUGAGUAUACGAAUUAAUUAUUGCACUUUUACACGGUGUAAUUAUUUUAGCUGCUGUAAAUCAUCUCUCUUCAACAAUGUAUUAAAUCCAAUCUCUCGUGAUGGGUAAUAAAAUAAUGUAAUUGGACAAAUUACAUAAUAAAAGUGCAAAAAUAA